Messenger RNA from Acanthochromis polyacanthus (spiny chromis), 1733 nucleotides. Its product is annotated as cytochrome b-c1 complex subunit 2, mitochondrial. The transcript is spliced from 14 exons. Gene Ontology annotation, cellular component: mitochondrion. Lineage: Eukaryota; Metazoa; Chordata; Actinopteri; Pomacentridae. Bases 106 to 1485 code for a protein of 459 amino acids. Gene Ontology annotation, molecular function: metal ion binding. The record is from RefSeq and is a predicted model, not a curated record.
UGCACCAUCUUUGGCCGGUGGCUCGGCGCAGUGGAUUGUGGGUAAGACGUCAGUCCGCCGCCAUAUCUGUCUUUCUGUGCCGGCUGAAGGAGAGAGUUAGGAGUCAUGAGAGGAAUCCGCUCUCUGAACAACUUACCGAAACGUUGCUAUGCUGCCGCCAGGAGGAGCGAAUCUCUGACCGAACCCCUCGCCCUCCAGAAACCCUCCACAGCUGCACCUCCAGCUCCUCAAAAUGUCCAGGUGUCCAAGCUCCCAAACGGUCUAGUGGUAGCGUCGCUGGAGAACUACUCCCCCCUGUCGAGUGUCGGUUUGUUUGUGAAGUCUGGGAGUCGCUAUGAGACUCUGGAGAACCAGGGAGUCUCUCACGUCUUACGACUGGCAGCAAACCUGACGACAAAGGGAGCGUCUGCCUUCAAGAUCUGCCGUGGUGUGGAGGUGAUCGGGGGCAGCCUGAGCGUGACGUCGUCCAGAGAGAGCAUGGUCUACACGGCAGACUGUCUGAGAAGCGACCUAGACUCGUUAUUGGAGUUUCUGGUCAACGUGACCACGGCUCAGGAGUUCCGGCCGUGGGAGGUGCACGACCUGACGCCCAGGGUGAACAUUGACAAGGCUCUGGCUCAACAGUGUCCUCAGAUAGGUAUAAUUGAGAAGUUGCAUGAAGCAGCGUACAAAAACGCCCUUUCCAACUCCCUGUACUGCCCUGACUUCAUGGUCGGCCGGAUCUCCCCUGAGCAGCUGCAGUCGUUUGUUGAGGACACUUACACUACCGGCAGAAUGGCUCUUGUAGGUUUAGGUGUCAAACACUCCGUCUUGAGGCAGGUGGGCGAGACGCUGCUGAGUGUCCGCAGCGGCGCCGGAGCUCCUGUGGCUAAAUCUGUGUACCGUGGAGGUGAGCUGCGAGUCCAGAGCAACGACGACCUGGUCCACGCCCUGGUGGCCAGCGAGGGCGGCGUGGCAGGUAGCGCCGAGGCUAAUGCCUUCACUGUGCUGCAAAGGAUCCUGGGAGCUGGUCCACAUGUAAAGAGGGGCUCCAGCAUCAGCAGCAAACUGAGCCAGGGUAUUGCCAAAGCUACCGCACAGCCCUUUGAUGCCACCGCCUUCAACGCCUCGUACUCCGACUCCGGCUUGUUCGGCGUCUACACCAUCGCACAAGCCGACUCUGCAGGAGAGGUGAUCAAAGCUGCCAUUGCUCAGGUGAGCGGCGUGGUGGAGGGAGGCGUGUCAGCGGCCGACGUCACCAGAGCAAAGAACCAGGUGAAAGCCGAGUACCUGAUGUCCAUGGAGAGCUCUGAGGGCCUGUUGGAGGAGAUCGGUGCUCAAGCUCUGGCCACUGGAACGUACCAGGUCCCUGACGCCGUCCUCCAGGCCGUAGACGCCGUCACCCAGGACGACGUGGUCAAGGCUGCGAAAAAAUUUGUGUCUGGCAAGAAGACGAUGGCAGCAAGUGGACACCUCGUUAAUACGCCGUUUGUGGAUGAAGUAUGAAAGCAAAGUAUAAGAACAGUUUAUUUUAACUUGUCUCUGCUGUGUCUGGAUGUUUUAAAAAAAAAAAAAAAAGCAAAGAGGACCUCGGAGGCACAGCAGCAACUCAUCGGACGUCACCAAUCAUUUGUAGUCUGUCCUGCAGUUUGUCUCCACAAAACCUGAAGCUGCAGGUUCACACUGCAGCUUCCCUGUUGGCUUUCUGUCAAUUUAACUGUAUAUCUAUGUAAAUUAAAGAAAUACCAGUAAUA